AUUUAAUGCAAAACGACAAAAUAAAAAGGAAAAUGGAGUUAAAAAAACAUAGCAGAAAAAAAGUUGAGAUCAUCUCUCUCUUCCAACUUGCACAUUCAGUAUUCCAUUCAUCGCCCGAAUUUCCAACUCAGGACUCCGCGCUUGGAAGUUUGGAACACCAAUCACAGCUAGAGGGAGAAAGGACAAUGGUAGUAAUGUUUUGGACCCAAGAGAGAGAGAAAGAGGAAGAGCCAACCAGUUUGAGUUUAGUUGAGCUAAAGAGUUGAGUUUUGUUGGUGUUUGCAAACCCAAUUAACCUUUCUAUGGGACCGUGAAAUCAUUGUGCCUUAACAACUACAAGUGGGUCAUUCUUUGUUUUUGAGGUCCUAUCUCCCACUUGUUGGUCUUUGCUGUCUCUGCUUCUGCAUCUCCUAACUUUUUUCAAAACUAACCCCUCUGCUAGUACCACUUCUCUCUUUUCUAUGUGCCAUCUUCUUCCCUGAGUCCAAAGGAAGAUCUAUCCUUUUCACUAUCUGGUUACUGGUUUAUUGUUGUUCAAGGGAGUAAAGAUCAUUUUUUUUAUUGUGCUAUUGCCUCUGCUGUGCAUGCAUGCCAGUGUGUUAUGUGUUUGAGUUUGAAUUCUGUUUCUUUGUGUUAUCGUCUGGAGUAAAUUGUUGUUUUGUGAGAAGGAGAGGGUUAUCAUUCAAUUCAAGCAUCUGGGUAUUCUUCAUACUGGGAAGGCUGUAGUGGGUAUUGCUUGAAGUGAUUGUUGUGGCUAUUGGAUUUGAUGGGUUGAUUUUGGGGUCACUUGUGGGUGUGAAGCAAAAGCGGCUUUUUGGAUUUGGUUCAACUUUUUAUUUUCUGCAGUUGGUGUUUAUAUUGAUUAAGAUUUCAUGCAUGGUCCAAGACAAUGGAGAGGUUUAUGGCCAGAUUUUUGUUUCUUUAGCAUUGAACACUUCAACAGCUCAGUGAAAUAACAUGAAGAACUUUCUUAAGAAGCUCCACAUCAUGUCUAAUCAAUCACAUGAUGCAGAGGGGUCAAAUUCAUCAAGGGGCAAUUAUAACUCCUUUGAUGCCUCUUCCCCUGAUGGGCAUCUGCCCUCUAGGUCCAAUGAGCAUAACCCCUUCUCAGGUAUUUCCAGUUGGUUGAAUUCGGUUGCUAAUAGAAAAAGUCCUAGUCCACCAUCAUCUUCAAAUGUGUCUAGAGAAGAGAGGACUGAACCAUCUGAUUCGAUUAGCAGUGGUGGUUUGGAUGUCGUUUCUGAUGUAGCCAGGCGUGACUCAGGGUCUACUGCAUCAAGGGAUCCUGAAAUUGAGGAGGAAUAUCAUAUUCAGCUGGCUUUGGAGCUCAGUGCAAGAGAGGAUCCUGAGGCUGUUCAGAUUGAGGCUGUUAAGCAAAUAAGUUUGGGCUCUUGUGCUCCUGAGAAUACUCCAGCGGAAGUUGUUGCUUAUAGAUACUGGAAUUACAAUGCUCUCAGCUAUGAUGAUAAGAUCUUGGAUGGUUUUUAUGACCUGUAUGGAAUUUUGACCGAGUCCACAUCAGAAAGAAUGCCUUCACUAGUUGAUUUGCAAGGAACACCAGUGUCAGAUGGUGUCAGGUGGGAAGCAGUGCUAGUGAAUAGGGCUGCUGAUGCUAACUUGUUGAAACUUGAACAGAAGGCACUAGAGAUGGCGGUCAAGUCAAGGUCUGAAUCUUUAGUUUUCACAGGUAGAGAUUUUGUGCGAAAGCUUGCUGUUUUAGUUUCUGAUUACAUGGGUGGAUCAGUUGGGGAUCCUGACAACAUUACUAGGGCAUGGCGGAGUCUUAGCUACAGUUUGAAAGCAACACUUGGUAGCAUGGUUUUGCCACUUGGUUCUCUUACAAUUGGAUUGGCUCGCCAUCGUGCACUAAUGCUCAAGGUUUUGGCUGAUAGUGUGGGUGUACCAUGCCGGCUGGUAAAAGGUCAUCAAUACACUGGUUCUGAUGAUGUGGCCAUGAAUUUUGUAAAGAUUGAUGAUGGAAGGGAAUACAUUGUUGAUCUAAUGGCAGAUCCUGGCACUCUUAUUCCUUCUGAUGUAGCUGGAUCGCAUGUAGAAUAUGAUGAUUCUUUCUUUUCUGCUAGUCCUUUGUCUCGAGACAUUGAUUCAUCUCAUAGAGCUUCUUCUAGUAGUGGAGUAGCAAGUUCAUUUGAAGAACAUUCAGAUGUUGGGACACUGGAGAAGAGAUCCAAAUUUAGGAAUGUUGCUGGUUCCGGAAAUGAAUCUGAUGACAAGUGUGAAUUUCAUGAAUUUACAAAUGUGACCAGGACAAUUAAAGGUGAAGAAGAAUCCAAGAUGACCUUGGAUGAUUUUAAGAAAUGUUCCAAUGUAGAGAAGGUGCUGAUGCGGGAGAGUCCUGGAAGGCCUAAUUAUCCUUUUGCGCAUGCAAGAUCUCCUUCAUGGACUGAAGGUGUUAGCUCUCCUGCUGUGCGUAGAAUGAAAGUGAAAAAUGUUUCGCAAUAUGUGAUUGAUGCUGCCAAAGAGAAUCCACAGUUAGCCCAAAAACUUCAUGAUGUAUUGCUGGAAAGUGGUGUUGUUGCUCCCCCUAGCUUGUUUACUGAAAUUUAUCAUGAGCAGUUAGAUGGAUCAACUACUGAGGCCAAGUCCCCUACAGAAGAUAAGGAAGACCACAAACAGAAGAGUGAUGCCUGGCAUAUGAAAGAUCAAGAAGAUCUUAGUCCUGCUCGAUUUUUGCCCCCUCUGCCUCAUCACAAAGUGCAUUCUAAGGCAAGUCCUGCUUUUAACCAACCUGAGCAACUUAAACCUGUGGAAGGUUUAGGGGUAAACCAUCCUUUUGAGAUAAGAGAGGUCACUGGACGACCCGUGUCAUUGCAGUCUGAACUAACUCCCGUGAGUUAUGCAAAAAAUGUUCCUGUUGCAGCAGCAGCUGCUGCUGCUGCAGCUGUUGUUGCAUCUUCUAUGGUUGUUGCUGCAGCAAAGUCAAGCACUGACUCAAACCUUCCUGUAGCUGCUGCUGCUACUGCUACUGCUGCAGCUGUUGUUGCAACAACUGCAGCUGUCAGUCAUCAUUAUGAGCAGUGCACACGAAGUGAUGGAGAUGCAAAUAGUUCUGGUUAUGAGCCACGAGGUAGUGGGGACCGUGGAAGUGGUGGCCAAGAACAUGAUGCUUUUGGGGAAAAUUCAGAAGGCGGGAGAAUAUCUGAUAGAUCAACUGGCAAUGAUAGCUUGAAGUCUGAUGCAGGACUAGAUGACAUUGCAGAGUGUGAGAUUCCAUGGGAGGAAAUCACCUUGGGUGAACGCAUUGGACUUGGAUCAUAUGGAGAGGUAUAUCGUGGAGACUGGCAUGGAACUGAAGUGGCUGUGAAGAGGUUCCUAGACCAAGGAAUUUCUGUUGAAUCACUUGAAGAAUUCAGAAGUGAGGUUCGAAUCAUGAAAAGACUCAGACAUCCCAAUGUGGUUCUCUUCAUGGGAGCAGUAACUCGUGCCCCAAAUCUUUCCAUUGUUACAGAAUUUCUUCCUAGGGGUAGUUUGUAUAGACUAAUUCACAGGCUUAACAAUCAAUUAGAUGAGCGGAGGCGUUUGAGGAUGGCUCUUGAUGCUGCUCGAGGAAUGAAUUAUUUGCACAACUGCACUCCAGUAAUAGUACACCGUGAUUUGAAGUCCCCAAAUCUUCUAGUUGAUAAAAACUGGGUGGUGAAGGUAUCAGAUUUUGGGCUAUCACGAAUGAAGCACAGCACAUUUCUCUCUUCAAGGUCAACUGCAGGGACGGCUGAGUGGAUGGCCCCAGAAGUGCUAAGAAAUGAACCAUCAGAUGAAAAGUGUGAUGUUUAUAGUUUUGGGGUUAUACUAUGGGAGCUCUGUACAUUGAGUCAACCAUGGCGUGGAAUGAACCCAAUGCAAGUUGUUGGUGCUGUUGGAUUUCAACAACGACGCCUUGAUAUUCCAGAUGAUAUGGAUCCAGUCAUAGCGGAUGUUAUUAGGAAAUGCUGGCAAACGGAUCCAAAGUUGAGGCCAACAUUUGCAGAGAUCAUGGCUGUUUUGAAGCCAUUACAGAAGCCGAUAACUGGUGCACAAGUGCCUAGACCAAGUUCAUCUAUGAGAGGUGGACAUGAGAAAGGUCAGCAACAGGCAGGCUAACAGAGCUAAUUAGUGAGUCAGAGUGGAACUUCAGCUCAAUGGAUUGCCAAAAAUAUCAAUAUGGAGGCAAAUUAUGAACUUUCUGGGACAAGAAUGCACAUUGAAAUACCAAAAAUAUAGAGGAAAUAUAUGGACUGUUUGGGAGAAGAACAUGAGAGAGAUGAUCGAUGAUCAUGGCCCAAAUACAUUCCAAUUGGAGAUGAUUAUGAUUCUUUUUUCAAUGUUUUCCCUUCUUUUUUAAAUGUUUUCCCUUUCUUGUUUUGUAUUCUUGUGCAGCCAUUCUCAAGGUGUAUUUGCUUGUAAAAUAAGAAAAUCCAUUUGAAAUUGUUGUAAUCAAUAUUUUGUGGUUA
Messenger RNA from Hevea brasiliensis (rubber tree), 4445 nucleotides. Its product is annotated as probable serine/threonine-protein kinase SIS8. Bases 958 to 4095 code for a protein of 1045 amino acids. The transcript is spliced from 13 exons. Gene Ontology annotation, biological process: protein phosphorylation. Lineage: Eukaryota; Viridiplantae; Streptophyta; Magnoliopsida; Malpighiales; Euphorbiaceae. Gene Ontology annotation, molecular function: protein kinase activity; ATP binding. The record is from RefSeq and is a predicted model, not a curated record.